AUGAAGUCUCGAGGAGCACUGACAAAUAGGAUUGAUACUGAAUUAUUAUCUCAAAUUAACGAUGAAGUUGACUAUUGGAAAAAUGUUUUGAAAAGAGUGGUUGUAGUGGUAAAAACCUUGGCAAUAAGAGGAUUGGCUUUUAGAGGUAACUCGGAGAAAAUUGGAUGCCCACACAAUGGAAAUUUUUUAAUGUCCAUGGAAUUGAUAGCACAAUUUGAUCCAUUUUUAGCAUCACAUAUUUCUAAAUAUGCUAAUAAAGGAAAAGGGUCAACAUCAUACUUAUCGUUCCAUACAUAUGAACAAUUUAUAACUGUGAUGAGUGACAAAUUAUUGGAAAAUAUUCUAAAAGAAGUCCAAACAGCUAAGUAUUUUUCAAUAAUAGUUGAUUCAACUCCUGAUAUUUCCCAUACUGACCAAUUAUCAUUCGUAAUAAGGUACGUUUUAGAUGGGUAUCCUAAAGAACGGUUCAUGUGUUUUUUAGAGAAUACUAGGCAUAAAUCUGAACAAUUGGCUGAUAGUGUAUUAACUACUCUUGCAUUGUAUAACAUUGAUUUAGCCAAUUUGAGAGGACAAUCUUAUGAUAAUGCAAGUAACAUGUCAGGAGCUUACUCAGGUCUACAGGCAAGAAUCAAGGAGGUUAAUCCACUAGCUGAGUAUUCUCCAUGUGCUGCACACUCUCUAAAUUUGGUUGGUAGUUGUGCAGCAAAUUGUUGUGAAGAAGCCUGUCAUUUUUUUGAACUGUUACAAGCAGUAUACUGUUUUUUUACGGCGUCGACUCAUCGUUGGGAAAUGUUGAAUGCAAAAGUCACGUUAAAAGGUCUGUCUGAAACUAGGUGGUCAGCUCGUGAAGAUACUUGUAGAUCACUUAACAAAAACUGGGAUUUGGUCAUUGGAGUGUUGAAAACAAUUUUGGAUGAUACUAGUCAAAAACCAACUACUCGUUGUGAAGCCAAAGGGUUAUUGCAAAAGUUAAACCGCCUAGAAUGUGCUCUGAUGGCUGUAUUUUGGGGUGAUGUUCUUGAAAUUUUGAAUAAAAAAAGUUACAAUCUAAAUAGAUUUAUGGACUAUGAAAGUUCUGCUAAAGACUUGUCUGGAUUAAGUGACUAUAAAGAUAAUGAGAAACGAAAAAGAAGACGGAAAUUACCACAUGGCGAAACCAGAUCCAAUGAAGUGACAUUAUCUGGUCGAGAACAUUUUAUUGUCAUGACAUAUUUUUUUAUACUAGAUAAUUUACAAUCAGAGUUACAAAAACGCAAGUCUGCAUAUGAUGAUUUACAUUCAAAUAAUGAAAUUCGUAAAAGUGCAAAGGAAUUAUGUGAAGCUUAUCCAAAUGAUUUAAAUAUAAGUUUGGUUAGUGAGGUGGUUCAGCUACAAGGGCACAUCCAUAGCUUAGGGACUUCUGGAAAUAAUCCUCAAACUAUUUUGGAACUCAUGUUAUGGAUAAGAAGAAAAACACUCCGAAAUCUCUGGGCCAAUGAUAAUGAUGAGGAAUUUAAACAAGAACUUGUGGUUGAUAAUGGUGGAGAAAGCCUCACUGAACAAACUGAACAACAAAUUUGUCAAAUUAUGGGUUCAAUACAACUGGGAAUAAAACAUGAAAUUGAAUGCAUGACUUCAAAACCGGAACUCAAUUCAUUUCCAGAUGAUGUUAAGGACAUUUCAACGAAGGUGUUUUAUAGUUGGCAUGAUACUAAUAACAAUAUACAAUAUCCAAAUUUUUCUUUUUCUACAUACGCUCCAUUAACAUUCCAUUAUUUCAGAGGCUUAUUUGGUAUUGACGCAAGAGACUAUUUAACCUCGUUUUGUAGUUCGCCUCUUCAUGAACUGUCAAACCCGGGUGCUA
Acyrthosiphon pisum (pea aphid) is the source of this 1843-nucleotide messenger RNA. RefSeq names its product zinc finger MYM-type protein 1-like. The record is from RefSeq and is a predicted model, not a curated record. Lineage: Eukaryota; Metazoa; Arthropoda; Insecta; Hemiptera; Aphididae. The annotation marks the transcript as partial. The transcript has 4 exons.